Sparassis crispa is the source of this 2322-nucleotide messenger RNA. RefSeq lists its product as hypothetical. Bases 1 to 2322 code for a protein of 773 amino acids. Gene Ontology annotation, molecular function: ubiquitin binding; small GTPase binding; guanyl-nucleotide exchange factor activity. The record is from RefSeq and is a predicted model, not a curated record. Gene Ontology annotation, biological process: vesicle-mediated transport. Lineage: Eukaryota; Fungi; Basidiomycota; Agaricomycetes; Polyporales; Sparassidaceae. Gene Ontology annotation, cellular component: endocytic vesicle; cytosol. The transcript has 9 exons.
AUGGACCCGGUGCUCGAGGCCAACCUCAUCGACGGCGAGGAACAUGGUCUACACGACAAUCGUGACCUACAUGACAGCGAGGAACACGGUCUACACGACAAUCUUCACCUACACGACGGCAUUGAGACCUUGCAUAUUGACGCCACCACUGCUGUGACUGUCGAGGACACCAACCCCUGGCGUUCAUCCGCAAGUUCUGACUCGGAUCCUGACCCUCACGACUUGCACACCCCGGAUCCCUUACUGCUCGAUACCCAAACAACACAGGGUCUCGCCUCGGAGGUUCAGCGGGAGAGACGGCCGCCUACGAACGCAGAGGUGUUGCUAGAGUUUGAUCCCCUCGCGAGCCAGGAAGAGAAGGCUGCAAGGGAGGCAUGGGCAAGUGCCACUCCCCAUCCGCCACCACCUCCAGUACCUCCAGCGAAAGAUAUUUCCCCUGAAGCAGCCUUACCUUCACUGCCGUCGACAUCGAGCAGGUCAUCUUCGCCCAUCCCCGCCUUUCCGUCUCUCGCAGCACUUGCGCGGACGUUCUCCAUCCCGCUGGGGCCUCGCAGGGACCGCCCACGUUCUCUGGACAUGGCCACAUCAGUCCCAUCACCUGCGACGCUCUCAUCCUUCGCUGCGCAGCAGUCCGCACCGCCAGUGCCAUCGCCGAUGCGGAAAGCGGUAGAGAACGAGGCGAAGGCGAACGGCAGCGCAUCUGUGGCGGGGAGCGGGCGCAGCACGCCCUCGUUAGUGUCGAAGGGCAAGGACAAGGACGAAGUGCCGUUCGACUUUCAGAAUUUCCUAGACCAGAUGAAGCUCAAGGGCGCGGAGCCGGUCGCGAAGUACCUUCGUUCGUUCUUGAGCAACUUUGCGAAGCGGACGUUCACGGUGAACGACCAGAUCAAGCUCAUCAACGAUUUUCUGAACUUUAUAUCCGCACGCAUGCAUGAGUCGGAGGUCUGGCGCAAUGCGAGUGAUGCUGAGUUUGACAAUGCCAUGGAAGGCAUGGAGAAGCUGGUCAUGAAUCGGUUGUACGACUUCACGUUCACGCCGCAAGUCGCUCACAUGGUUCCGCCACGGCCUGUGACGGCAGACGACCUGGAGCGGGACCGCGUCCUCGCUCAGCGGAUCGCGUUGUUCGGGUGGAUCGAACCGAGGCACCUAGAUUUACCUGAGGGCGAGGGCAGCGAGGGCUUCUUGAUGUUCGCGCAGCAGGAACUGCUGAAGGUUAACCACUACAAGGCGCCACGGGACAAACUGAUCUGCAUUCUGAACUGCUGCAAGGUCAUAUUUGGUCUGAUUCGGCAUUUGCACAAGGAGGAGGGUGCGGAUACGUUCGUGCCUAUACUCAUUUACGUCGUGCUCAAGGCCAACCCGCCACAUCUAUUGUCGAAUGUCGAGUUCAUCAAUCGCUUCCGCAACCCGGCGAAGUUACAGAGCGAAGCGGGUUAUUAUCUAUCUAGUUUGAUGGGUGCUGUCUCAUUCAUUGAGACAAUGGACCAUACGUCGCUCUCGAACAUCACGCAAGAGGAAUUCGAGCAGAACGUGGAGACGGCCAUCCAGUUGCUCCCUAAUAGCCCUGUUCCAACACCAGGGACUGUUACGCCACCAGUCCCGACGACACCCUCCGGAGCAGCGCUCACCACCGCGUCUCAUGCGGGCGAGGAGUCGGCACAACCGCUCUCACUGCCGACACCCGCGCAAACUCUAGGUGAUGACGCGCGGAGGUUCUUGCAGAAGACGGGAGACACGAUCUCGAAGCCGCUCGGCGCGAUCAGCCGGAUAUUCAGUGAGGUGCUCGACGGCGCAGAGGAGUCGUUCACGCUCCCCAGUCCGUUUGCGCAACAGGCUGAGGGUGUGCCUCAGACACCACUGGGGGGCGAGACACAGCAGAGGAGCACGCCGUUGCAGACACCAUACAAGCCGCGUGUGCGUCGGGUGCCUUCGCCGUUGUCGUCUGCGCGCUCGUCUGUAUCGUUGCAGUCAGGGUCGCCGACGCGGGAGGAAACGCCUACACGACAGGUGCCAUACACGAACAGGCCGCUCUCAUUGGGGCCGUCCCAAAGUACGGCGUUACUUCAGCCGUCGUCGCCCCGACGGGAUUUGCGUGGGCUUUCUCCGCAUGUGUCGCGCACCCCUACUCCCAGCCUCGACCUCACGGGGAUCCAGGAAGAGAUUGACCGUGCGACGGAGAAGGCUGCGGUCGCUGCGCGAGAGACGCUCCGGCAGAUCUUCCCGCAGACAGAUCCGGAGGUUGUGGAAUGGGUGUUGGAGGCCAACGAGGGGGAUCUGGGGAAGAGCAUCGAAGCUCUUUUGGAGGUGAGCAGCGGGACCUAA